Messenger RNA from Pungitius pungitius (ninespine stickleback), 601 nucleotides. RefSeq names its product otospiralin (gene otos). Gene Ontology annotation, biological process: sensory perception of sound. The transcript is spliced from 4 exons. The record is from RefSeq and is a predicted model, not a curated record. The coding region runs from base 85 to 351 and encodes 88 amino acids. NCBI's taxonomy places the organism in Eukaryota, Metazoa, Chordata, Actinopteri, Perciformes, Gasterosteidae.
UCCCCACCCAACAGACCCGUGUCCACCAGCACAGAAGCAGCACCUCUUCGCCCGUCUUCACGGACCAUUAACCAGGACAGAAAGAUGAAGCUGUUGAUCUGCCUCAGUGUUCUCCUCCUGUCUGCCUGUCAACUCAGUGAGGCCAGAGUCAUCCCAGACGGAGCGCCCUACGAAGAACCAGUAGCUGUUCCUUACUGGCCCUACUCCACCUCUGACUUCUGGAACUACGUUGAGUACUUCAGGUCCAUCGGCGCCUACAACCACAUCAACGAGAUGGCCCGGGCCUUCUUCGCCCACCAGCACCUGGGGGACACCCUGGGAUAUGAGACCAACGAAGGACACGAGCACUGAAGUGGGCCGGGAAGGAGGCAGCAGGAGGGAGAGGAGGGGAAAUAGCUCAUGUGAUAUCCUGCAUGAAUUUUAUAAAAAAAGGGAAAGUUGACGAGGAAAUAAGGAAAUGAAUAUACGGAGCAAACAUAAUGAGGUGGAUACUUUUCACAAGUAUGUCACUGUAUAUAGAGUAGUUAUAUGAAUGGACUAGCAAUGUAGGGUAUGUAGGCUUUUGUAGGUAAUCGGUUAUUAUCGCUGUGCAAUGUACCAC